UCGACUUUCGUUGCGGGUCGCUAGCUUUUUCACACAGAUCUGGGGUCAAAAUGUAGGAAGUGACAGUGUACCAGCAGAAAGAACGUUUGCCGCACUGCGAGAAUUUCCGUCUUGCGCCUGGCUUAUUCGUUUGCAGGUGCAUGUUUGCGCUCGUACAGUUCGCUUAAAUUAAGUUGGGCCAAUCACAUCGCAUACGUUCUUUGCAAGCACUCAGCCGUUGCUCUCAAACGCACUGUACCACUGGGUCGAUCAUAACUUGGAUAAUCAGCAGGACGCGCAAUAUGACAGGUGUACACCUUCUUUCAUGUUUGUUCCCGCAUGUUACUUGUAAAUUUACGUAUGCUGUUUUCUCUCACAGGUGAACGAUGGAGGAUCACGGUGUGGAGAGCCUGGCAGAGGUGUUCCGCUGCUUCAUUUGCAUGGAGCGACUGCGGGAUGCUCAUCUGUGCCCACACUGCUCCAAGCUUUGUUGCUACGCCUGCAUUCGACGCUGGCUGACGGAACAGCGGUCUCAGUGCCCGCACUGCCGUGCCUCCCUGCAUCUACAUGAGCUGGUCAACUGUCGCUGGGUCGAGGAGGUCACUCAGCAGCUGGACACCCUGCAGCUGAGCUCGGCUGCAGCGACAGCCACAACCACUGGAGAGGCUGCCAAGCCCGGUUCCCCCGAGCCGCGUGAUCAGGAGCGCUGUCAACACCACAAGGGCGAGAAGCUCAGCGUCUACUGCUGGAACUGCCGCCUCUGCAUCUGCCACCAGUGUGCCCUCUGGGGUGGAACGCACUGUGGGCAUGUGUUCAAGCCCCUGGAGGAGGUGCACGCACAGCAGGUGGCGGCCGUGCGGGAGCAGGUGGGAGCCCUGCGGCGCCGUCUGGUCCACCUGCUGGGGCUGGUGGCCCAGGUGGAACGCUCCGUGGAGGCUGUGCGACAGGCCAAGGACCUGCGUGUCCAUGAGAUACGCAACGCCGUAGAGCACAUGAUUGCGCGCCUGGAUGCCCAGUUGAAAGGGCGCCUGCUCUCCCUGGUCGCACAGAAGAAUGCCCUCACCCAGGAGACGGAACAAUUGGAGCAACUGCUACAGGCCGCCGAAGCACAGCUGAGCUCGUGCUCGCGCUCCGAGCUCAUUGCACGUUCACCGGAGAUUGUGCGCCGGCUGGGGGAGCUGCUGCAGCGGCAGCCCCCAUGCUCGCCCCCUCUGCUGCUCUUACCGGGAGGUGGCCAGGAGUUCCCCUCGGAGAUGGUGCCCCCAUACGAGUCGAGCGCCUUUCUCCUGCGCAACUUCUCGGUGCUGCAGCAGCGUGCUGACCCCGUCUACAGCCGACCUCUCACCACCUCGGGGCUUACGUGGCGGCUGAAGGUGUACCCGGAUGGAAAUGGUGUUGUGAGGGGAAACUACCUGUCUGUCUUUCUGGAGCUCACAGCUGGCCUGCCAGAGACAUCCAAGUACGAGUACCGUGUGGAGAUGAGCCACCAGGGAGGUGACCCCAGCAAGAACAUAGUGCGCGAGUUUGCCUCGGACUUUGAGGUGGGCGAGUGCUGGGGCUACAACCGCUUCUUCCGCCUCGACCUCCUCGCCUCUGAGGGCUACCUCAGUGGGGACACCCUCCUUCUGCGCUUUGAGGUGCGGCCGCCCACCUUUUUCCACAAGUGCCGGGACCAACAGUGGUACCUGGCACAGCUGCAGGCGCAGCAGGCCCAGCUGUUGCAGCAGGUGCAGCAGCUCAAGGAGUCCGCCCGUUUUUACCUGGAACUCAUGGAUGUGCACAGAAAACUGCCGAUGUCACUACCGCCAAGGAGGGAACCACCUCUACCAUCUCAGUGUGAAAGGACACGUGGCAGCCACUGCGGAGCUCCAUUACAUCGAAGGCUGGCUGCUGAAAUGGCAAAGAACGAGGCAAGCUCCUACACUUCGGAGAAUGCCGCUGAACAACCGGGCAGCACAGCUGAGUGUGCCGGUCCAAGUCGGACCGCAGAGCCAGAUUCACCCCAGUCGGACCUCCCCCCUGUGAGCCCCCAGCGACAGCAGGGCAUCUCCCUUGGUGCCACGGCUGCUAGUAAUAGCAGUGGCAGCCUGGAGCAGCAGAUUGCAGCCAACCUGGCUGCAUCAGUGGACACACUUACUGCAGAACUUUUGCGCUCCGGUCCACAGAAAGAUGUGUCCUGCCGUGCCAAAUCAGUGUCUACCAGGCAUCGGUGGGUAUCACGGGGCCUUGGAGACUCGUGUGAUGCUGACUCCUCGGGAACCGAGAGCAGUGAGUGUGCCAGCGAAGGAGAAGUGGACGGCAGGGUCACCAGACUUCAGGGAGGAGCCAGUGCUGGUUCCACCUUGGAUGAAAAUGACAUUGACGAGGAAACCAUGUCUGGUGACCGGGAUGUGGAACAUCAGCACGGCUCCCAUCACAGCGCCAGUGGUGGAGCCAGCGGCGCCAGUGGUGGCUGCUGCCACUGGUGGAAUCUGGGCGCCACGGGCAGCAGUGGGUCCACAGCCGGAGCCACGGCCGACCCCAGCCGGGAGGGCUGCUCCUCGGUGGCUGCCGCAUCCCGUGAGGAAGAUGACGAGUCGGUGCUGCUGCGCCUGCUCGAGCUGCAGGAUCGUCGGGGUGUGGCGGCAGCGGCGACACCACUGCACCAGUGUCGUUCGGGCUGGAGCCGCAAGGGAGCCUCUAAGGGCAAGCGGCGGUCUCGAGAGGGCUGCCGGCACUUGCUGCUGCUGUCACUUCUGUCCAAGAGCGGCCACAGCCGGUCGGCCUCCGAGCCGGGGCCUUCGUCGUGUGACAACCAGGUGGCGGCGCCGCUGGUGGAGGACAGCCCCCCUGAGAAGUCGGUGGCCGCCAACUACUCGUCUGAGCUGGAGCCCAUUUCGGAGUUGCUAAGCAACAGCCAGGAACUGUUUGCUGUUCCUGAUGAGUCGUUUGCUGAGCUGCCUCGCGUCACCUCACCCCAGCAGCUGCUCGCUUGUGUCAGUGACGUAUUGCCGAGACCACCCCAGUCAAAUCCGGAGCCAAAGCCAGCCAAGGACAGGAGGGGAUCACACGGAGAUGUAGUGGCUGCUACUUCUGGAGUUGCUCGAACGUCUACUCAGGGAAUCGCUGGCUGGCUUGCCACCCAGCAGGACGGCCGUGCCUCCCCUUCUGCCUUCGUCGCGUCGUCAUCCGGACAUUCGACCAGCACGGCCCGCUCUCUGCCCGCUUCGCCAUCUCUCCACGGAGCUGCCGCUGCAGCAGCGGUGACGGCGGCGGGUGUGGCAACGGCAGCUGUGACCAGUGGUGGGAAGAGCCACGAAGGUGGCCCCACCCGCGCAACGACUUCCAAGCCUCACCACGACAGCACCCCCCAGUGAAAACGUCUCAUUUACACUGCAUUUGUGUCUCUACACACCGUGUUUGCCGUCAGUCUGAUGUGCUCAUUCAUUUCUCGUCCGUCAUACCCAGUGCUGUGGCAUGCUCCCCUGAAAACCACUGGCCACUGUGCUAACAAAUGUGAGGAUAAACAGCGAGUGUGCAUGGUGAUCAAGCAAGGACAGUAAGCCACCCGAUGUCUGCACUCUGAGGCAAUACUAAGUCACUGUUUGCAGCUGAUGUUGCGGUCAACUGUGCUGCUGCAUGCCACUUUCUUGUAACUGGCAUGAUGUCGAGCAUUGGGUAUACCUUGGAUGCAAUGUUCUCUUGCUGAAGCUGGACGACGAAUCGCACUCGUACUGGAGGAAGAAGUUCAACCCUCGAUUGAGAGCUUUAACUGUACUCGCAUUGUGCAAAUCCAGAUGUGCCCGGAUUAAAACAUUAUGCUCCACACUGGACCUUUGUAGAAGCUGUUGCAGGCAGCUCGCAGAUAGCACAAUGUGUUCUAAAACCCCCAGUUAAAUGUAAGCUUUGAUGAUGGAGCGAAACUCCUUUGUAGAACCAAGCUGCUCUGACAUAUAAACAAAUGGAAAUGUUCACCCACUCUCAACCAGCCAUUGAAAAACAAAUUGUCCUUUGCCAUGCGACAAAAGAUGCUCCUGGUCAGCCAAUGGAACUUGCCAUAUGUUAAUUGAACUUCUAUCUUGACUUACAGUGAAGCCAUUAUGUGCUUCAGUGUGCUUUUCCCCAAGCGUUAAGCUGCAACGCGACAUGCUAGCUAUUAUGCAAUGCCUGCAUAAUGUGAUAAGGACAGGAAAAGAUGUUGCUUCACUAUGACAUUGAACAUUAUUUUGGUUUUAUUGUGGAGGGCUUGUUUGGAAUGGCUGUCACAUGAUUGGCUGCGAUAACCUGGCAGCUUUGAUGUGUUUUACAACACACCUUCUCUUAACCGGGGGAAGCGUGACUUGUUCAGCUUGAUUGUGCAAGUGCAGCUUGUGUUCAGGAGCAGCAGUUGGAAUGGGAACAAGUGAAAUAUAUGUGUCUGAAUUUUCACAUAAAGAAAAGGUCUCGGGGCAGCUCGACUGCCUAUGUUUUUGUUGAUAUCGAGGGUACCUUGAAUGGUAUGUUGUUGCUCUCUUUUGUGUGUACGUAGUGUUGUGGUCAACUCGCUGGCUGCCACAGCAGGCACAGUGGAUGGAUUGCCACCCAUCAAGGAAAAGCCAAAGCGAUUUCUGGGCAGCUUGUGGGCUGCUUUUCCUUAUUUUUCCUUGCAUGUAUGUCCAUGUUUCUGUUGUCUCUGGUGCUCCUUUUGUUCAUUCAUUUCAGAGUUUAAAGUUCCAGUCAAUACCUCAGUUAUGUGAAAAAUGUACAUUCCUUGGCUGAGAUACUGCCAGUCUGUGUGUCAAUUUUAUGUUACUGUACCAUACCUGAGCAUAGUUUAUGGAGAGGGCCGUCAGCAAUUGAACUACGGUGUAAGUUAUACAUGAUCUGAGCUCAUGUAGUGUGCCACUGUAUUAAUGGACAGGAGUUUGAGGAUUAUUUGGGGUAUGUUGUUUCAGCAAUCUUUCAUUGCUGAAUGAAGUAAUUGAGCAAGACAUAAUUGGGGCACCUUCAGAUGGGAGGCUUCCCUGUAAAAAACUUGGCAGUUCUGACGAGAGUUGUUUUAUUUGUAGCCAUGUUUUUUUGUGGCUGUGGUUCACUGUGCAUGUGAGCAGUGGGUGCUUGUGUCUAAUGGAAGCUCAAACUAUGUCCUGGGAAGAGCAAUGUGAAACUUAAUAUUGUCGUCGCAAGGUAAAAAUAGUAAGUGAUGUGAAAGUAGUGUGCCAACUACUGCCACCUUCUAGGCGGUUACACUGCUGUCAGUUGCCAACCUUGACAACUGGGUACAGCCAGUGCAACCGAUGUGUGAAGUCUGCUGCUGCUGCUGCCCCGAGUGUGUUGAGAGUGGCAUUGCGUGCCAGCAACUAAUAGUGGCAACUCGCACGAGAAAAGUGUACAGUCAUAUUUUUGCAAGUUUUGGAAGGUGGUGUGAAUAUAUCUUGGCAGCAUUUGUAAGUACGAGCAUGUCUAUCGUGUGAUGCAUCUCGUAAUUUUUAAAUAUACUAGCUGGCUAGUUCGAAGAUGUAGUAAGGCAUCAUGUUGAAGGCCAAGAAAUGAGCUGGUUGUUGCGUUUGUGCAAACACUCGGGAAAGUGCUUUGGAAGUUGGGUGCAAAAAGGUAUAGAUAUGUUAAAAAUUCUGUUUUCCAGCUGGACACAGUUCUUAUGGUGCCUGGCCAGGUUUUUCUUUCACAUUCCAAGUCGCAAUUGUAUGAAGGGAAACAAUACAAAGAAAAAACUGCAAGAUUAUGAAUUUGUUUGCUGUUCUGAAUGUUCACUUCUCGUUUAAAAAAAAUUGCGCAGUGAUACUGCUCAGUUUACAGCGAACUGCUGUGAAGAUACUGUUUGCAGGGAUAAGCAAGUAGUUGUAAUAGGAGGCAGCAUGACAGUUUUUUAGUGGAUGUAUUAAGAGUUAGGAUGUACUAAGUACAACACCGAAACAGGCUACCUAAGCGCAGGUUUUUUCCUAGAUGCUUCAUAGUAAUACGGUCGCAACUUUCUUGCAGAAAAUUUAAAUAUACUCUGCCCUAUGUUCUUUGCAUGGCAGUUUGCCAUUGUUUUAAACAUUUCCAGUUACCUGUUCAGGUCCACAGCUUUAACAUUAUGCAUUAAUUGCACUAGAGAGCAGUCGGUUGCAGAGACUCUAUAGGAAAGUGUGCAAUACCCGAGAUGUGAUAACUUUUUUUUUUAUUGAGGCACUUAUGAAUGUUUCAGCUUCUUCAAAAUGCUGAGAAAUGACAAUUAUACAAUCAGUUGAUGUUGCAGACCACUUCUUCAUAGGAGUUGCCCCAUCACUUACUCUUGGAGCAGUUGGCUUACGGUAUAUAUAGUGCCAUGGUAGUUAUGUGAAGAUGGGUUACAUGUACCCUAUAAAGUUCCUGAAGUCUGUUUACACAAAGUAAAUAGAUGAAACUUCCGCUUGCAGCUUCCUUUUGCAAAGCCCGUGAGCUUGAUUUCAGGAGGCUGUUGCUGCAAGUGUCUGCAGAGCUAGCAUGAUUUAGGCGCAGAGUUUGUGGAGAUGGAGGACUGUGUGUGCUUUCAAACUUCCUGGAAGAAAGUAAACCUCAAGUGAGCAUGUCUGUGAUGUGUCGGUGAAGGCUGGUCACCAUAACACCGUCGAACGUGAUCCACUGAUGCCAUCACUGAUGUCUGCUCAAGGAAAGCCAUUAUUGCGGCCAAGUCUUUGCACAUGAGGUGAACUCCGGCAUCCAUCUUGCGAUGGUAGUGUUUGGUGUUGAUCCAUUCUUUCACUCUUUACUCCAGCUGAUACUUCUUCUCUCACUACUCCAAGCCCGUGUAACCUCUGUGGCCUUUCUUGGAAACCAUCUCCGAGAGGUUGGCCCCUUGGCCGCACGUCUCGGUCGUCUCCGUUACUGCAUGCUCGUUUAGAAACGAUGAAGUCACGAUUGUCGCACGCACUUGUUUAGGGUCCGUCUCACUCUGGACCCCACCUUUGCAACAUUUAACACCUUGCAGGGCCUGCAGCAGCGUUCUAGACUCACUAAAGUCUUCAAUGUGCACUCAUACUGGUUAAUGCCUCAUCCAGUUAGUUUUUAAAAUUUCUUUGUAGACAGGUGUAUGCAGGUUCAUGUUGGAGCUCUAGAGCUCCAAUAGACUAGGUCGUGGUAGUCAAACUUUAAUACAUUCCCCUCCUCCCCCCUCCCCCUUUUUUCUUCGAAGUUUGGUUGGAACCUGUGGCAGUGAUAGGCUGUCGCAGCAAGGCUCAGGUUGUGGUUUUAAACAACAUACAGACAGUUGCCGUGUGGACCACCAAUUUAAUAGGCAGCGUUGCUACGGCCUCAUUUCUGUAGUCACUGCUGUGAAGGAAGCUACCUCUGGAUUGAGUUACACGAUCACGGUUAAUUUGCAGGUGAAGCUGGGUGCAGAUUUGGGCAAGUUCAUAUAGUAUCCAAAGGUGCAGUGCUGAACAGUAAUAGUGAUGUUAAGCAUGCUUGAAAGGAGGCAAUACUAACAACUGUCAUUUAUUGUAGCACAAAUAGUGUACAUGAAUUGUAACCACAGGUUUCGCAAUAAAUAGCAGUUGUUAGUAGCAUCUAGGUAUGUGCGUGCCUUGUUCACUGUCCUCAUGUGUUAGCACCUACCCCUUAUGUAGCAAGGCCUUGACUUUCCAUAAGGGUUCCAUGCUUUUUUUUGCCAUUCCUAGGCCUUCAGGCACUCGUAUUGUAAACCUUAUGUUCUUGUAUCAUAUGAUGAUUGUCAACUUUCUUAUCUGUUGCACAGUGUACUUGGUCUGUUUCUUUGUCUUGAUAGGUUACUGUAGCUGUAGUCCGAGUCUAGUGUAUACAUCUCGUACCUGCAUUCACCAAGCAACAUUCCAGCUUGUGCUUUGUGGCACAUGAUUUCUGUAUUGCGUGUGUGUGUGUGUGCCUUUCUUUUUUCGCUCCUGCAGUGCAGAAUAGAGUUUUGUUCAACAUUCUAUGUAUUUAUUUCGUAGUAAUAGUAUCAAUAAAUAUUGUUGGCCCCAAGUG
This is a messenger RNA of Dermacentor andersoni, 7920 nucleotides long. RefSeq lists its product as uncharacterized. NCBI's taxonomy places the organism in Eukaryota, Metazoa, Arthropoda, Arachnida, Ixodida, Ixodidae. Gene Ontology annotation, biological process: aggresome assembly; protein monoubiquitination; protein autoubiquitination. Gene Ontology annotation, cellular component: peroxisomal membrane; aggresome. The record is from RefSeq and is a predicted model, not a curated record. Gene Ontology annotation, molecular function: ubiquitin protein ligase activity; zinc ion binding; tumor necrosis factor receptor binding.